Cladocopium goreaui is the source of this 780-nucleotide messenger RNA. NCBI's taxonomy places the organism in Eukaryota, Dinophyceae, Suessiales, Symbiodiniaceae. The record is from the annotation of a GenBank genome assembly.
AUGGACAAAGUGGCCAGAACAGCCUUGGCUGUCCAACGCAGCCGCGCAGCCUUUUUGAGGCUGCGCAAGACCUCUGAGCCGGGCCUACGAGGUCUGGCGCCAGAUGAGGACGGCCUGGUGCCGCUGGAAGAGGUUUGGAAGCUCCUGCAGCGACUGGGAAGUUUCAAGGUUUCGGUGACCGGCUCAUUGGGCCUGGUCAUGCUGAUCAUGAUCUGCGUGAAGAACACUUUCAUCGAGGUUCGUGUUGCCGAGGAGCAUGAGGUGCGCGAAGAGAAGAAUUGGGUUGCAGAAGCUGGACGCAAGAUGCAAAUGCAUCCAACAGUGCGAGAUUUUCUGGAGGGAAAGAACAAGUCGAGUUUCCCCGUCCUCGACGCCAGAGUUGGUCCUUUGGAGCGCCGAUGGCAAAGCUAUGGUCUGAGGGGGCUCUACCUCCGCAGCCCCAGGAGAAACUUUGCAUUGGAAGCUGAAGCCGUGGAAGCGAACGCGGAGAUAUCCUCGCCCAUUGGGGGGCCCAUGGGGGAGGUGUGCAAGAUUCAAGGCUGCGAACCUUGCGUCUACUCCGUGAACCAAGGUGGAUGCCAGGCAACAUGUGCCUUGUGUCAUGUACACCACGCGUUGAAGAAGGGACGGCCACGCAAAUUCCUGCGGAACAGCUACAAAGACAUGAUCGAACGCGCUCUGGAGUUGGAGGAACCCCAGCGUCAAAGGGAACUCCAGCAGUUGGCCACCCAAGAUAAGUACCUCCGUGCACUGAUCCUUGCGAAAUUGAAAGACCUGUAG